This is a messenger RNA of Carlito syrichta (Philippine tarsier), 6277 nucleotides long. It is a transcript of the gene ABI3BP, whose product is annotated as ABI family member 3 binding protein. The record is from RefSeq and is a predicted model, not a curated record. Gene Ontology annotation, molecular function: protein binding. The transcript has 64 exons. Gene Ontology annotation, biological process: extracellular matrix organization; positive regulation of cell-substrate adhesion. The coding region runs from base 791 to 5113 and encodes 1440 amino acids. NCBI's taxonomy places the organism in Eukaryota, Metazoa, Chordata, Mammalia, Primates, Tarsiidae.
GAAGCCACACCUGAAAGUCCACAUCAACACCACGAGUGACUCCGUCUUCUUGAAGUUCCUGCGUCCAAGUCCAAACGUGAAGCUUGAAGGUUUCCUCCUGGGAUACGGCAGCAACAUUUCUCCAAAUCAGUACUUCCCUCUUCCGGCGGAAGGGAAGUCCACGGAGGCUGUAGUUGAUGCAGAGCCAAAAUAUCUCAUAGUUGUGAGACCUGCUCCCCCUCCAAGUCACAAGAAGUCGUGCUCAGGUAAAACUCGUCCUCGCAAACCUCUGCAGCUGGUGGUUGGCACUCUGACACCGAGCUCAGUCUUCCUGUCUUGGGGUUUCCUCAUCAACCCACACCAUGACUGGACAUUGCCAAGUCACUGUCCCAAUGACAGAUUUUAUACAAUUCGUUAUAGAGAAAAGGAUAAGGAAAAGAAAUGGAUUUUUCAAAUCUGUCCAGCUACAGAAACAAUUGUAGAAAAUCUCAAACCAAACACCGUUUAUGAAUUUGGAGUGAAAGACAAUGUGGAAGGUGGAAUUUGGAGUAAGAUUUUCAAUCACAAGACUAUUGUUGGAAGUAAAAAAGUCAAUGGGAAAAUUCAAAGUACCUAUGACCAAGUCCACUCAGUGCCAGCAUAUGUCCCAAGGAAGCUUAUUCCAAUAACAAUCAUCAAGCAAGUGAUUCAGAAUGUUACCCACAAGGCUUCAACUAAAUCCCCAGAAAAGACUCCCUUUGGAGGAGUGAUACUAGUCCACCUUAUUAUUCCAGGCCUUAAUGAAACCACUGUAAAACUUCCUGCAUCCGUGAUGCUUGAGAUUUCUGAUGCUCUCAAGACACAAUUAGCUAAGAAUGAAACCUUGGCAUUACCUGCUGAAUCUAAAACACCAGAGGUUGAAAAAAUCCCAGCAUGGCCCAUAACAGUGACUCCUGAAACAGUUCCAAGGACCACUAAACCCACUAUGUCUAGUGCAUUAGAUGUUUCAGAAACAACACUGGUUCCAAGCGAAAGGACCCUGGAAACAUCACGAACUUUUCUAAUACCUCAGUUUGAAUUGCUACUGAGUACUCUAGCUCCAAAAAGGCUUCCAGAAUUUCCUGAUGCAAAAACACCCUUCCCUUUUGAGAAGCCUGAGGGCACCUUGGCUUCUCCAAGUGAAAAGCCAUGGAUUAUGCCUACAGCUAAAACAGCUGAAGAUUCCAAAAUUCUGCUGCCUCAAACUGCAACUUAUGAUGUUUUCUCAAGCCCUCCAACAUCCGAUGAGCCUGAAAUAUCAGAGUCCUACACAGCAACAAGUGAGCCUAUUCUGGAUUCUGUCCCACCUAAAACUUCUAGAACUCUUGAACAGCCAAGGGCAACACUGGCUUCAAGUGAAACACCAUUUGUUCCUCGGAAACUGGAAAUCUUUACAAGUCCUGAAGUGCAACCUACAACACUGGCUCCCCAGCAAACUACAUCUAUCCCUUCUGCACCUAAACGACGCCCCAAGCCCAAACCGCCAAGAACCAAACCUGAAAGAACUACAAGUGCUGGAACUUUUACAUCUAAAAUUUCUAAAAGCCCUGAACCUACACGGACAACGCUGGCUCCCAGUAAAACACAAUUUAUAUCUUUGAAACCUAAAAUCCCUCUCAGCCCAGAAGUGACACACACCAAACCUGCCCCAGAACCUCAGACUCUGCUGCCAUCACAGUCAACAAUAGGACCUGAAACACUGGGAACGAAACCUUCAACAACAACAUUAGCUCCACCAAAGACCAAACGACCAGGCCGCCGCCCCCGUCCCCGCCCUCGUCCUCGCCCUAAAACCACACCUAGUCCAGAAGUGCCCAAGUCCAAACCGGCUCUGGAACCUGCCACAGAACAACCGGAGCUCUUGGUGCCCACAAUUGUUCCUACCACAGCCAUUGAACCCAAAACUCUGAGAACUGAGACUCCAGAGACAACAUUAGCUCCAAAAACACCACGAGCAAGAACACGCCGUCCACGUCCCAAACAUAAAACCACACCACGCCCAGAGACACCUCAGACCAAACUAGACUUUGGACCUGUUACUCCUGGGAUCUCUUUAGCUCCAACAACAACAAAAAGACCCCGUCGUCCACAUCGCAAACCUAAAACCACACCCCAUCCAGAAGUACCUCAGACCAAACUGGUUCCUGCCACAGCCCUCGAACCAGUUCUUAGAACCGAGGCUCCAGGGACAACACUAGCUCCCGAGGUGCCUCAACAAACUCGCCAUCCACAUCCCAAACCUAAAACCACGCCAAGUCCUGAAGUACCUCAGACGGAACUGGUUCCUGCUACCGUCUUUGAACCAGUUUCUCCUAUAAAAGAGGCUCCAGGGACAGCAUUCGUUCCUGUUACAGAGCUUGAUCCUGUUACUUUUAGAACUGAGACCCCUGGGACAACCAUAGCUACCACAACGUCACAAAGAACCCGUCGUCCACGUCCCAGACCUAAAACCACACCAAGCUCUCAAGCACCUCAGACCAAAAUGGUUCCGGCUACAGUCCUAGAACCUGUCGUUCUUAGAACAGAAGCCUCAGGAACAACAUUAGCUUCCAAAACAUCACAACGGACACGUCGUCCACGUCCCAGACCAAAAACCACACCAAGUCCUGAAAGACCUGAAUCCAAACUAGUUCCUACUACAGCACUUGAACCUGAUAUGCUCAGAACUGAGACUUGGGUGACAACACAAGCUCCUAAAACAUCACAACGAACCCGUCGUCCACGUCCCAAACCUAAAACCACACCAAGUCCCGAGGCUCCUCAAACCAAACCGGUUCCUUCUACAGAUCUUGAACCUGGUACUCUUAGAACUGAAACUCCAGAAAUCAAGGCUGUUGCUACAGUCCUUCAACCUGAGACUUUUAGAACUGAGGCUCCAGAAACAACACUGGCUCCUAAAGCACAACGAACACGUCGGCCACGUCCAAGACCUAAAACCACAUCAAGUCCAGAAGUACCUCAGACUAAAUUGGUUCCUGUUCCAGGCUUUGAACCUGUUAUUCCUAGUACUGAGGCUUCAGUAACAACAUUUGCUCCCACUGAACUGAAAACUCUUACUUUGAAACCCGUGACAUCACCAAGCCUAGAAAUGACACAAAGCCAACCUGUUUCUGAUGUUCUGGAAUCGGUUACAUUUAGCACUGAGACAUCAAAGGAGACUAUAGCACCAGCGGAAACAGAUUAUGUCUAUCCCACUGCCAAAGCACCCCUCAGGCCAGAGGAGCCAAAGACAGAAGGUGGUAAAGUUAUGGAAUCUAUUACACAUGUGUCUGAACCACCUGAGACCACACUAGAAACAUCACCUCUGCCUUCUCAAACUAUAAUCCUACCCAGCCCAGAUGAGCCUCAGACUGAACCCGCUCCCAAGCAGACACCGCGUGCUCCUUCCAAGCCAAAAACAUCACCACGCCCAAGAAUCCCACAAAUACAACCAGUUCCUAAGGGGCCCCAGCGUGUUACUUCAAAACCAAAAACGUCACCAAGUCCAGAAGUGUCAUAUACCACACCUGCUCCAAAAGAUGUAUUCCUUCCCCAUAAACCAGAUCCCGAGGUCUCUCAGAGUGAACCUGUUCUGCAACCAGUUACCUAUAGAAUUGAGCCACCAAAGACAACAAUAGCUCUUUUAGAGACACGAGGCAUCCCUUUUAUGCCUAUGAUUUCCCCAAGUCCUAGUCAAGAGGAACUACAAACCACUCUGGAAGAAACAGACCAAUUCACCCGAGAACUCUUCACAACUAAGAUUCCACGAACAACUGAAUUGGCAAAGACUACUCAGGCACCACACAGAUUAUACACUACUCCUGGGAGGCCCAGAUCACCCGACAGACCACACUUCAGACCUUUUCUGAAUAGGACAACUACAAGACCCCCUAGACCCAAGCCUAGUGGGAUGCCCAAUGGGAAUGGAGUGGGAGCAGGGGUCAAGAAACCACCCAAGCCAAUAAGUGUUGGGAGAAACGUGUCAGUGGACUCCAGCCACCUCACUAAAAAGCCAGGCACUCGCCGUCCACCCUUGCCACCCAGACCUACACCCUCACGAAGAAAACCUUUACCACCAAAUAAUGUCACUGGAAAGCCAGGAAGUGCAGGAGUCAUUUCAUCAGGCCCAAUAACUUCCCCACCCCUGAGGUCAACACUUAGACCUACUGGAGCUCCCUUGGAGGAAACAGAGACAGAUACAAAGCAGCCAACAGCUCCUGCCUCUGAAGAAGAACUGGGUAAUAUAACUGACUUUAGCUCAAGCCCAACAAGAGAAACCGAUCAUCUUGGGAAGCCCAGAUUCAAAGGUCCUCACGUGCGAUACAUCCCAAAGCCUGACACCAGUCCCUGCUCCAUUACUGACUCGGUCAGACGGUUCCCCACAGAGGAGGCUACAGAGGGGAAUGCCACCAGCCCACCACAGAAUCCACCCACCAACCUCACUGUGGUCACCGUGGAAGGGUGCCCCUCAUUUGUCAUCUUGGAUUGGGAAAAGCCACAAAAUGACACUGUCACUGAAUAUGAAGUUAUAUCCACAGAAAAUGGCUCAUUCAGUGGGAAGGACAAGUCUAUUCAAGUUACAAAUCAAACCUUCUCCACAGUAGAAAAUCUGAAACCAAACACAAGCUAUGAAUUCCAGGUGAAACCCAAAAACCCACUGGGUGAAGGGCCAGUCAGCAACACAGUGGCAUUCAGCACUGAAUCAGCCGACCCAAGAGUGAGCGAGCCAAUUUCCGCAGGAAGAGAUGCCAUCUGGACUGAAAGACCCUUUGAUUCAGACUCUUACUCAGAAUGUAAGGGCAAACAAUUUGUCAAAAGGACGUGGUAUAAAAAAUUUGUAGGAGUACAGCUGUGCAACUCUCUCAGAUACAAGAUUUACUUGAGCGACUCCCUUACAGGAAAAUUUUAUAACAUAGGCGAUCAGAGGGGUCAUGGAGAAGAUCACUGCCAGUUUGUGGAUUCAUUUUUAGAUGGACGCACAGGACAGCAACUCACUUCUGACCAGUUGCCAACCAAAGAAGGCUACUUCAGAGCAGUCCGCCAGGAACCUGUCCAAUUUGGAGAAAUAGGUGGUCACACCCAAAUCAAUUAUGUUCAGUGGUACGAAUGUGGGACUACAAUUCCUGGAAAAUGGUAGAUGCUGCACCAUACGCAAAAGUACCUUCUGUUUCUGUUUCAUCAUGGAAAAAAAAAGUCUUUGGAAACACUAUGGUAUUUGUCACAUUCAUUUAAAGCUACUUUGUUUACUAUGUAUAAAAGUCUACAAUCUAAUUAAUAGCAAUAUUAGAUGUUUAUUAGAAGAUUGCUGAGAGUAUUUAUCAGGUUUUACAAAGUCAUUUUAAGAAAGCAAGAUAUUGACAUUAACAGAAUAACAUUUUUGGGAAGCUGGCUCCCUAUUCAUGGUAUUUUAAGAGAUUGUUUGUAUAUUAUUUAUCACACUGUUGUAAUGAUGUUUUGAAAUACUUUUAUAACAAAAUUAACAUCAAAAAACUUAUACUUUUUAAAAAAUAUUUACUUUUUUUUGACGUGUACUCUCUUCCUAUUGAUGAAUUAAUUCCAUAAAUCUCUACUUAGUUUAACUUAUUGGAUCAAAUUAUCUUCAGUUUAUGUAUCUGGGGGGGAAAGGUCCUAGCAUUCAUGUUUAUUUAAACUUCAAUUUUUUAGCAAUAGCUGAACAGCUUUUGUGAGGAACUUAGUUACACAUUCAUGCUAAUAUACACUUCCUUAAAAUACCUGCAAAUUAAAAAUUUGUUUGAAUCAGCACAUUUCACUUCAGCUAAAAAUGAAGCUGAGACGCUGAUAUAUUCAAGUUUCAAAAGAAACAUUGUUUUUUUCUCUACCAGUAUGUAUGUAACGACUUCUGAAUAUACUUUGUCAAACUAUCCCUUUGAGUAAUUGUCUUCAUAUUGUUUCUAUGAGUCUAAUCAAACUGUAUGUACUUAGAGACUGAAUGUGAAAUCUGAGCACAAAAAGAUAAUGCAUGAGACCCCUAGCACUUAACAGGUUAUUUACUAUAUAUUUAUGCAUAGGACCUCUGUGAAUGAAUGUAUCAAAGAAUGUUUUUGUAACUCUGUUCAACUUAAUCUGUUAUGAAAAUCUGACUCAUUUUUAUUUAAAAAAAAAUAUUGUUUCCCUUCAGCUGGGGAGGAAGAUGGAAAUUCUUGCUACAUUGUUGCCCUCAUUCUGAAAGGACUUUUCCCUGUGCUUACCUUUCAAACAUGCUUCAAUUUUAUCAGUGCUACAUUUUGUAUUUUUCAAACAAGUAUAAAUUCUGCAAUAAAGAGGUGUAGUUUUUUUUUAA